AUGGCUCCAUUAAUUCUGCACAACGUGCCAGACGAGGAGCUCUACAUUGGCGACGACGGCGUCCAAAGACCCUAUGCAAUGGUCUUCCCACAGCAAGACGGCCCGCCCGGGCGCUCGAGAAAGUCGACGGUCGAGACGGGUUCCUUCGGAAAAUCCACGCGACGUUCGAGAUCGAAAACAGGCACGCCGGCUAGGAGAGAGGACGCAACUAUAGCAGCAGCGGACCGCGUCUUUAGCAGUUGGAUACAGAACCAAAACCAAAGUCAGAGCCCUGUCCCGGCCAACCCGACCGAGGCUGGCCAGCGGAAAUCGUCACAGCCGGGGCUCGGGGCAACGCUGGACGAAGGAACCGCCCUCACGACCCGCUUCGCCACUAAACGAGAGCCUACAGAGGUCAUACUUCGCGGCUACCGAUCCCCUAUUCAGCAGUAUGCUGCAAUCAAUCACUUCGAGCAGCUCGCCGGUACUAUCUGUGAGGACUACUCGCGCGAGCCCCCCGUCGAGAGCAGGCGGUACAAGUCAGAGCUGCGCGACCCCGCCUUCACGAGACGGCGCGCCCUGACGCCCGAAGAACGCACCAAAGUCAACAAGGCACACAGCGGGGAGCACUGGGUCAAAGUCACGUUCGAGUCUGCGGAAGCUGCCGAGGCGGCCAUGUUCACAUCUCCCCAAAGCAUCCUCGGUCAUCUCGUCUACGCGGAGCCGUACCACGGCAUCCCACCCUCGCGCGACGAAGCAGUACCCGAUGUACCAGUCAUGACUGAAAUCCACGACAACCACGCAUUUACUAGAGCCAUGAUGAACUCGGACAGCUUCGAUUUCUCACCGCCACACUCAUAUUCCUCGUCGCGGACCGCCGACACCACGACCGUGACGUCAGCCUCAGGAGGCACCACCAACACCGUGUCCUCGGGCACAGUCACAAACGGGAGGGGUGCAAGCACUGGCCUCGACACCGAGCUCCUCAACCAACACGAACAGCAGCGGCAACAAGAACAGGAACAGCGGAACCCGGAAAAUGAGUUCUGCCGGGCCAUCCCCACGGUGCGGAAGGUUAAGCUCCUUCCCGUCGAGCAGGCUCUGCUUCCGGCGCCCACGUACACGCAGCGCGCGCUCAACCACGUCCCCUUCUUCCGGUACUUCAGCGGCUCCAUGAUCGGCAACGAGGUGCCGCGUACCGACGCGGGCGAGUUUGACUGGGACAAGGCGAGCCUGUACUGGAAACUUAUCUGGUGGCUGGACUCGGCGUUUGGGCUCUUUGGCGGCGAAAUUCUCAACGCCGACAAGGAUGACUGA
Molecule: messenger RNA, 1296 nt
Organism: Lasiosphaeria miniovina
Lineage: Eukaryota; Fungi; Ascomycota; Sordariomycetes; Sordariales; Lasiosphaeriaceae
Exons: 3
Coding region: 1-1296 (431 amino acids)
Source: RefSeq, a predicted model, not a curated record